This is a messenger RNA of Bactrocera dorsalis (oriental fruit fly), 3057 nucleotides long. RefSeq lists its product as uncharacterized. The coding region runs from base 94 to 1269 and encodes 391 amino acids. The record is from RefSeq and is a predicted model, not a curated record. The transcript has 2 exons. NCBI's taxonomy places the organism in Eukaryota, Metazoa, Arthropoda, Insecta, Diptera, Tephritidae.
UGAGGUUUAAUCAGUGUAUAAAACGUGCUCGACAUCAAAAGACGUUUCCAAAUAUAUUCAGCGAUUAUAAAUCCAGUAACUGCGUCACUAAGAAUGGUUUUGAGUAAACAUUUUAUGAUUUGUAUAUUAUUAGCUUUGCUAAAGAAAGCCGCUUGUGAAAAUUCCGUAGAUUAUUCGAAUAAUGUCAUUAACGCUACAACAAGGCGACCUACGCACAUACCUAGUACCUCGAAUUUUACUGUCACAAUCUCAUCACUAAGUAGUAUAUUUCCAGAUACUGAUGAGAAAAAUGAGAUUGAGACUACCACAAAAUUAGAUAAAAAAAUUAGAAAAAUAAUCAACAAUAGUUUAAAUUCUACAGAUAAUUUAAACAGUAAAAGUAGGCAUACUACAAAAGCAGAAAUAGAUAUUACACUAACAACUAAUGCAGACAAAAAUUCAGAAAAUAUUGGCAUUGCCAAGAAAUCCACAAGUAAUCGGAAUAUUUUUGAUAAUUUGAAUAAUGCUGAAACAACUUUGACAACAAUAUCUGACGAAAUUACCACUAAUUCUACACAAAAAAUAACCAAAAAUUCAACAACAACAACUAAAUUUAGAGUUGAAUGCGAUAUCGAAAUGAAUAACGGAGAUCCCAAAUCGGUUCGUACAGAUAUUUGUGGAUGUGCUGAAGGCUACGAAAUUCUUGAAUAUGAUGAAUUUCAAAACAAAAUAAAUAAAACUUGCGUUGAAGUAUUGCCAGAAACGACAACGAAAAACGAAGAAAUGAAAACGAUGGUUAGUUCGGAAGAGCAAAAAGAGAUAAAGACGCCAUUACUAUACUCAAAUGAUAAUAGAAAUAAUUCCCUUUCAAAAAUACAUGUCACAACUCAAGCAGAUGUCAAUAACCACAACACUCGGUUUGCAGUAAUGGCCACAACUAGUGUAGGUCCACCUGAUAACCGGCUAGAUGAUAGUAACGCCACUACGAAACCGGCAAUGCCAAACAUUGCUACAACUCUCUCAGCUGAAGAUCGCUUAAGAAAUAUCAGUGAUCACAGUACUGAAUCAAAUACACUCGCUUACCAAAAGGUCUCAUACGAACAAGUGAUAACAAGUUCCAGACGGUACAUAACAUUAUUAUCUCUAACAAGGAGAAAGGAAAAAUUGCGUACCAAUGGUUCUCAAAUGACGUAUUAUAUAAUAGGAAGUGCGCUGGUUGCAUCAAUUUCAAUUGCUUCAGGAAUACUUUUCUUAAGGAAUUUGCGAAGAACUUCUUAUUAUGAAAUUUAGCAUUCUGUUUAGGAAUGUUACGUUGUUAUAAAGAAAGUAGAAUAAAGAAUUUAUUGAUUCUUAUUGAACUAAAAAUAUGUAAAAAGCUUUUAUGAUUAUUUGAAGUAACGAAAUCAAUUCAAAAUCUCAUCAAUCCGCCAAAUGCCGAAUAUUUUGAUGCAUGCAGUUAUAUUCUUAUAAUAUUUUGUGUGUUUAUGUCUUCCGAUUUGCUUAUAUAAUAUGGGGUUUCCCAAUAGGAAUGAUAUGCUUUCUAAGUGUCUUUCAGCCAUUUAUAACAAGUCAUGAUUUGUAUUUUUUUUUCGAUAUAUUCAGUAAUGUUUACGAUUUCUUCAUGGAAAGUUAAACCCAAGAGAAGAGUUUACCAAUUUUAAAUUUUAUUAUCAAAAUAACCAUUCUCCAAUUGGAACUUUUUCGUGCGGUUUUGCAUUUUAUGGUCGUAACAAUCGUCCACCUGUGCUCGCUAUUCGUCGAAUUGUGUAAAUUUCGAGCGCUCAUUUUUUACAUAAUCGUCAGGUGUAAAAAAUACAAAGAACCACUCGAAGAUUCCAAUAAGUUGUCAUGAAUAAGAACUGUCUCAAACCACAACCUGGCGGAUUUUGAGAAAAUAUUUGGGUAAUGCAUCCAUAUACAUUUUUCCCAACUUGAAAGCGAUAACGUUUUUAUCAAAAUCAUAGUCUCCCGUGAAACUUACUUUCAUCUGAAUGGUGUUGUAAAUAAAAACGGCCAAUUCUGGUGCUAAGAAACUUCACAAAUUUUUCACGAACAACCAUCACUUUUUCCUAAAUUGAGAGUUUGUUGUGGUUUUUAGUCUAACCAUUAGACUACGUCUUGUGAUGAUAUUUGAAGUCAUUGGCCUUUAGCAAUAAGCCAGCUUUUCUUCAAGUUUUAGAAGGACAUACGACUUGAUUUAGGGGAAUAGGUACUCGAAAAUUGGGUUCAACCAAUACGUUCCUACUAAAUAAGCCAUUUGAACGAUUUUAUAUUCGAAACUUAAUUAUACCGAUUGUAUUCUGUAUAUUGGACGGUUUGAAAAGUUAAAAAAACUUAACCUUCAUUCGCGUCUUUAUCAUACAAUAGUCGGAAAGUAUACUUUAUGUAUAAUAUUUAUCGAUUCUCUCCGUUCGUUUUAAUUAUACUCUUGUAAUUUUCCUUCAAGGGUUGUACGAAUUGUAAUACCUUAACAUAACCACAAGAGAUAAAAGUUUUUACUUUUUUGUUAUUUUUUUAUAUUUUUUAUUAAGACACAGUCAAAACAAAAACUAUUACUUUACUAUAAGAAAUUAUUAAAACAGUUAAAAUACAAAAUUUUUAUAAUCUAUAAUUUUAUAACACUUCCUUGGUUUAUGUUAUUUGACAGAUUCAAAAACAAAAAUCAGACAUUGAAACGAAUUGUGUAAAGUAGUACUAUGAAGAAUUAUUUUAUUUUGAUGAACAAUUUUAAUAAAGCUAUUUUGUGAGAUUUGUUUUUAUAAAAUGGAGAUAUCUGAUCUAUUGAUCCGUAUAAUUUUGUUAAACUGAAACAGUUGCGUUCGAGCUCAACUAGAUUGGAUGUAAAAGACGACUUAUUUAUAAAAGAAAAAUAUAUUUUAGAUAUCUCCAAUUAUUUCCAGAGGAUAUGGCUCUUUCUUAACCCAUGAAUUUUCAUGCUAAUAAAACAUACAUAUAUAUAUGUUUGUACAGUAUAACUUUAUGUAAUAAAUACAAACUAAAUCUUAAGAUUUAUAUGAAUACGAAAUUCCAUAUAAGUAUGCACUAGUGUACACAUGUAUAUACAUAUACACUAUUAUA